AUGAGCUACCAGCAGAGCCAGCAGCAGUGCCAGCCCCCUCCCAAAUGCCAGGCCCCCAAAUGCCCUCCCAAGUGUCCUCCCCAGGUCCCUGCACCAAUCCCUGCUCCAUGCCCGCCGCCAGAGCCUUCUGGCUGUGAAUCAAGCUGUGGAGAGUGCUGUGGUCCAAGCUCAGGGGCCUGCUGCGGGCCUAGCUCUGGAGGAUGCUGUAAUUCUGGCCUGGGCACAGGGGGAGGCUGUUGCCUGUUUUCCCACCGGCCCCGGAGAUUCCCCCGAUUCUGGAACCAUGGAUCCAGUAGUGAUGGCUGUGGCAGCGGGGGUAAUCAGGAAGGCUCUGGGGGCUGUUGCUGA
Molecule: messenger RNA, 348 nt
Organism: Phascolarctos cinereus (koala)
Lineage: Eukaryota; Metazoa; Chordata; Mammalia; Diprotodontia; Phascolarctidae
Product: late cornified envelope protein 3D-like
Biological process (GO): epidermis development
Source: RefSeq, a predicted model, not a curated record